CACACACGGGCCCACUUCAGUCCCAUACGGGUCGACGAAGAGGCCACACGCCGCUCCACCAACAGAACAGUUUUCCAUCAUUCCACGGGGGCGACCGAACUGCCGUUCCGUUUUGAACCAUUUUUCGGAACGUUGUUUUUUUGUUGUAGCAGUUAGUAUCGUGCGGCCAGAUAAACGGGCAGCUAAUUGUGAAACAGUGUGACACAUUCAACCCGCGGUACAGAAUGACCGGUGCCAUCGAUUUGCUGCUGAGCGUAAGUUUCCAACCACACACACACACACAGUUAGCGGUUGAUCGUGUGAAGAUCACAUCAACGCGACCCUCACCACCGUCGUCGUGGCUCCUCAUUGCGGCGCAAAUUGACAAAACACAUUGGCGCCACGACUAAGUUGUGUUCCCGCGUUCCACCAGCGGACGACCUCUGCCACGGCUAACGACAAUGCUUUCCCGAUGAUGCUGGCAGAGGCUCCGUUGAAGAACAAAUGAAAGUCAAACAGCAAGGAGGAGCAAAGAGGGCUUGUGAGAUAAGGGAAGAACUUACCAUACUCUCCCAACACCACCACCAUCACCACCAUCACCACCGUUACCGCGCUGGGAUGGCUAAUCUUUUCCGCCAGUCCAACGCCGCACCAACAAUGUGCGCGAUCUUUCAAAUUUUCGUACAGUUUCGUGUCGAUAAACUGAAACAAGGGCACGUGUUGUGUUGGGGGAAGUAAUACUAUCCCGAAUCCGGCCAUGAAUUCGAUAGGGCGCAUGUCGCAUGAUCGUUUGAUCAGGUGUGUGUUGUGUGUGUUUCGGUAGAAAAAGGUUCUGUAAAAAUACGUUUACGGCCCAUUCAAAACGAGCUGUUAAAACAUCUCUAUCGCUGCAAUCAGUGUGUGGCUAGAGAUAUCGCCGAUGAGAUGACUGGCUCGCGAGACGCUUUGGAGUGGUUCCAUGGUUAGUUACGUUUGCAUGAAGUAAAUUACAACGUACGUCCGCACGAAUAAUGCACGAUCAUCAUCGUGGCGUAGUGACGAUCACGUUCAAGUGGAGGGAUCGUUGUGUAGGUUCAUUAUUACCUUUUACCUUUCUAGCUAGCACGCAAUGUACUGUAAUCGCUGCUCCGUAAUAAGGAAGAUGCUUUACAACCGUCUGUUUUUAUAGCAACGGUGUGAUAAUCUUAUCGUAGUGACAAUAUUUUACCAACUCGAACCACUUUACAGCACCAUAAACAGAAAAGGGCCGUCGUUGUUGGGUCUGAUGAUAUCGAUCCGUGUGGUGAUCAGAAGCAGAACAAAAAACGCGUGACACCGUUUGUCCUUGUCCUUGACUCGGCUCGGGGAAGAGGGAUCAAGUUUUGUCUGCUCUCGGGUGCUGGUGGUAGCCACCGGAAUUCUUAAAACAGGUCUGGCCUGUGGCACACGAAACUGCCCUGUAGAACACAUCAAUCAUUGGCAUGAUUAGACAGAUUGAAUAAUGUUCUAGAUCCACAGACACACAGGCCACUUUCUGUGUGUGGCGAUUGUCCGUCCAAAAUUUUGCAACGUUGUUGGGUUAGGUUAAGAAUGGAAAGGCGAUGUCUCAUCCAGUUUUGGAAGGGGCCCGUUUUUAAAUGAAUGAAGUUUUUUGAGCAUAGAAAAGCACAAGCUAAUUGCGAACAAACAAAAAAAAAGAAGGAGGGAGUGGUAUGCUCGGUGUCUAUAAAACCAACCCCGCACGGGCUAUCAUCACGUCAGUGAUCGUUAGAUGAUCGUGAGCACAGACCACAGACCGUCGCUGCAUAUCGUUCGUUUGUCUGCGCGCAGUCAGUUGCAUUCGGGGUUUUUUUUGAGCACUCAGAAACAAGAAGUUGAGCACGCUCCGGAACAAUAGCGUGUUGUGCCACGAGUGAGUUCCCACGGGUUUCACAUUCAAGAACGCUGGCGUGUUGCAACCUCUCCGGGCGGAAACGUCGAGAAGUUCAAACGACGACAGAACGGAACCAUCAUCGACCGAGUGGCAGCUGGUAGUGGCGAUGCUGGGGCUACAGAAUUCGUGCAUCGUGCUCAACGCCAAGGCAGUCAACAGUGAUGGCGGUGGUGGUGGUGGCGGCGUGGCCGAUGGGGGAAAAGUGCAUUUUAAAAUGCUCAAUCCAUGUGCCGACAUUGGGCAGCAGCAGGUGCGCGGACACCAGCGCAUACCGUCGGACACGAAAGAGUUCCACGAAGCGACGAAGCGCGAUGCCCUGAUGCGCCUCAAGAAGGACCUGGACCAUCUGCUGGAAACGGUCGAGGAGUCGCGCAAAACCGGCGUGCAGAAGGAGAUGUGCGGAUUCGAGGCCCUGUACCACCGGUUCCUGCAAGAGGAUGGCCCGUCGGUCGAGUGGGAUCGCAUCGAGAAGCUGCCGGAGGAGGCGGUGAAGGACUACUCCACGCUUAAACUGCCCCAGGAGGCGCACAUUCGCGACAUGCUGGACAAGCUGGUCGUGGUGAAGCUGAACGGUGGUCUCGGCACGUCCAUGGGAUGCCACGGGCCGAAGAGUGUGAUUCCGGUGCGCAACGAUCUCACCUUUCUCGACAUGACCGUGCAGCAGAUCGAGUUUCUGAACAAAAAGUACAACGCCAACGUGCCGCUGGUGCUGAUGAACUCGUUCAACACCGACGUCGACACGGAGAAGGUGAUCCGCAAGUACAAGGGCUUCCAGGUGCAGAUCUACACAUUUAACCAAAGCUGCUAUCCCCGCAUCAGCCGGGACUCGCUGUUGCCGAUUGCGAAGGAUUUUGACAUCGAGAAUGAUAUUGAAGCAUGGUACCCACCCGGUCACGGUGAUUUCUACCAGUCGUUCCAGAACUCGGGACUGCUGCGAAAGUUCCUCGAGGAGGGGCGCGAGUACUGCUUCCUGUCCAACAUCGACAAUCUGGGCGCAACGGUCGACAUCAAGAUACUGAACCGGCUCAUUGGCGACGACCGGCAGGGCGAUAAGCCGAUCGAGUUCGUGAUGGAGGUGACGGACAAGACGCGUGCCGACGUGAAGGGUGGUACGCUGAUCCACUACGAGAACAAGCUGCGCCUGCUGGAGAUUGCCCAGGUGCCGAAGGAGCACGUGGACGACUUCAAGUCGGUGAAGACGUUCAAGUUCUUCAACACCAACAACAUCUGGGCCCGGCUGGAGUCAAUUGAGCGGGUACUGAACGCCAAGACGAUGAACAUGGAGAUCAUCGUCAACAACAAAACGCUCGACAAUGGCAUUCGCGUGAUCCAGCUCGAGACGGCCGUCGGUGCGGCGAUGAAGUGUUUCGACGGUGGUAUCGGCAUCAAUGUGCCGCGAUCGCGCUUCUUGCCGGUGAAGAAAACGUCCGACCUGCUGCUGGUCAUGUCCAACCUGUACAGCCUCAAGUACGGCUCGCUGGUAAUGUCCCCACAGCGCAUGUUCCCCACCACCCCGCUGGUGAAGCUGGGCGACAAUCAUUUCAGCAAGGUGAAGGAAUUCCUCAGCCGCUUUGCCAAUAUUCCCGACCUGAUCGAGCUGGACCAUCUGACCGUGUCGGGCGACGUGACGUUCGGGCGGGGGGUCUCGUUGCGUGGCACGGUCAUCAUCAUCGCUAACCAUGGCGACCGUAUCGAUAUUCCGGCCGGUGCAAUCCUCGAGAACAAGAUCGUGUCCGGCAACAUGCGCAUUCUGGAUCAUUAAGGAAAGGGAGAGCGAGCGGGAGAGGAGAAGAGGAAAGUGCACAAGCAUCAUGGUUAAAAGACAGGCCAGUUGGACGAUACUCAGGAGCGAUACAAGCGCAAAGUGUGUGAAACAUGCGAUAAACAUUAUCUUAAAUCGGUUGGGAAAGCGGUAGAUUGUAGUUCUGGAAGAAAGCAAUACACGUAACGUUAUGCAAGAAAACAGUUUUCAAAAAGACGGAUACGAAGCUCUCAUGUGGGUUUGGUUGACUAAUGUAGCACAAGUUUUUGAGAGUUAAAAACAGAUGUGGAUGUGUGUUUUUGAGGGGUUUAAUUAUCGUUAUCAUGGAGGGAGAGCCUACCCGAGCGGGGGGAGUCUUUUCGUUUAAUGAUUGUUUGAAUAAAAAAAUUACCACACCAUUGAA
Messenger RNA from Anopheles gambiae (African malaria mosquito), 4056 nucleotides. RefSeq names its product UTP--glucose-1-phosphate uridylyltransferase (gene UGP). The record is from RefSeq and is a predicted model, not a curated record. The transcript has 3 exons. The coding region runs from base 1998 to 3653 and encodes 551 amino acids. Gene Ontology annotation, molecular function: UTP:glucose-1-phosphate uridylyltransferase activity. Gene Ontology annotation, biological process: glycogen metabolic process; UDP-alpha-D-glucose metabolic process. Gene Ontology annotation, cellular component: cytoplasm. Lineage: Eukaryota; Metazoa; Arthropoda; Insecta; Diptera; Culicidae.